This is a messenger RNA of Cataglyphis hispanica, 5540 nucleotides long. RefSeq names its product ATP-dependent DNA helicase Q4 (gene RecQ4). Lineage: Eukaryota; Metazoa; Arthropoda; Insecta; Hymenoptera; Formicidae. Bases 131 to 4822 code for a protein of 1563 amino acids. Gene Ontology annotation, biological process: double-strand break repair via homologous recombination. The transcript has 7 exons. Gene Ontology annotation, molecular function: ATP binding; zinc ion binding; 3'-5' DNA helicase activity. Gene Ontology annotation, cellular component: nucleus; cytoplasm; chromosome. The record is from RefSeq and is a predicted model, not a curated record.
UUUGUCCCUCCAAUUUGCAGUUUGCAGUUCAUUUCAUGGCAUUUGGUUAUAAGUCACUGACUAAGGAUCAUCGAGAGCAACCGAAGAACCGAUGGUGUAAUUUAACAUUGUACGCGUAUCCGAUUUUCGAAUGCCUUCAGCAUUUCGUAUCUGUAAAUCAAUUUUGUUUCACGAUAACAUGAAGCUUCUCGAGGAUCCCGUUUUUAAAACCAAAUACAUGAAAAACAAACUCCGCGUAAAACGAUGGGAAAGUGAUUUUAUGGAAAAAUACGGACGCAAACCUAACAAAAAUGACAUAAAAGAAGCGGAUAUAUCUAUCAAAGAGGCAUAUAAAACAUAUUGGAAACUAAAAACGAGCGCACUUGAGGAAACUCUUACGGAUAUUACUUUCUGCGAUGAUAUACAAGACAAUGUCACUAACAAUUUAUUGCAAAAAUCAAUAAAUGAUCAGGAUAAGAUUCCAAGCCCAGAAAAAAAUACAAAAGAUGCAGAGAAUAUAGAUCCGCAUGAUAGUAAAUGUUUUACAGAAAUUGAGAGCUCUUUCAACCAAUUGAAUACAUCAACAAAUGUUGAGGGAGUCUGGGGAAAUAAUUUGAACAAGAAUAAGGAACAAAUGCCAAAGAAGAAGCAAGCCUUAUUGAUUGGUAGAACUUCAUCUUUUCAACUAUCUAAAAACAAGUUUGAAAGUUCAACCUUUACUAAACGAAACCCGAGGAAAUCACUGUCAUCGACUAAAAUCAAGAACAAGUUUGAGAACACCAACUCAAGCAUUGAUCAGACGGUCGCGAAUGGCAAAGAUGACUUUGAUACAACAGCUAAUGAGAUGAAACCCAUGUUUGGUGAAUCAGUAAAAUUAACGUUUGAGGAAAGCAAACCUGUCACUCAAUAUUCCAUCAAUGCUGUUCAACAAUUGGCAGAUGGCCAUGUGACUUGUGUGAACCGUAAUUUAAAUGAGGGCUGGCUUGAUCGAUGCACAAGGGAGAGUAAUUUGAACAUGGAAACCAUCAAUCCACAGAGAUUCUCGGGCACUAGUGAUUCUGGAGUGGAAUCGACGGAAUCCAGCAUUCACUCCCCAAAGUCAUCUGUUGCAUAUUCUGCAACAAUGCUCCAAGUUUCUGAUGAAGAUUUUAUAUGUAACAGUGAUUCUGAAGAAGAGUGCAGGAAGAAACGUAUCAGAAAUUUCAAAAAGCAAUUGAGCGAUCAAGAUGACGGUCGUCCCGCAAAACGACAAUGCGUUAAAAUGGAUUUCGAUUCCGCGAUUAUUCAGUCUAGCGAUGUAAUCGAUAACGAUACAUUCAAGCAGACUUGUCAUGUGAAUGCAAGUUCUGAUUUAAUAAUGUUCAAAAAUAAAUAUAGUAUAAACGCAGCUGAUGACAAUAUUAAUGCAUUUAAGCUAACUAAUGAUAUUAAAACGAGUUUCAAUACAUUGAACAAAUCAAUUAGGAUUGAAAACAACAUAGUUUCCUUAGGUUCAAACAUCGAAUCGAAAAUUGUCAAUAAUGAUAAAAAGACGUCUGAGAAUAUUUGUCAGACAGAAACUGAUCAAACAAAAGAUAGAUUGACAGAUACUAUUCCUAAAUCAGAACAUCUUUCAAAUCAAGAAGACACUUUGAUAUCUGAUGAGAAACUAGUGAGUCAAUGUACAUCAAGUCAAAGAGCGAAACAAGUAUUGUUUGAUUCCAAUCCCAAUUGUGCAGAAGAGAAAAAAAUUAAAAAGACAAAAGUGAAGAAGAAUACUGUUAUACGGACACGUUCUGUUAAAAAAUCUACAAAUCAGCGAAGUAAAGAAAAGACGAUGAACAAUGAAGAAAAAUGUGACGUGAGAGAAAAAAGAAAAUAUCUUAGACGAAAAUCAAAUUUAGAGAAGAAUGAUGAGAAACAAAAUUCAGACUCGGAAACAUAUGAGAUUCCGAUAUACGAUGACAUGAAAAUGUUGCAAACGAUUCCUCGCUUCCCAAUAAAGCCGACGGAGACUAGCGAUCUCAUCGCACAACUUUCCGAUUCGCUUCAUAUUGACGCGCUAGAAAGGAAUGAUUCGAUACCUUUAAAAGCGAGUACUAAAUUGACCGCAAUGGAGAAGUUGGAGAAGAAAAUGGACUCUGGAACAAUGAAUAAUAAUUUUGUCAGGAUAAAUUUGAAAAAAAAAGUGUUCGUGCGAGGCAAAAAGAACUUCAAUUUGUUUAAGUAUAAGAGGAAUCAGUGGAAACAAAAGAAGAAAUUAGCAUCUAGCGAGAGCAGCUUGGAUGCAGCUGAUCUGAUCGACAAAAAUGGCGGAACAUGUUUCAAAUGCGGUGAAUCUGGACAUUUCGCUAAACGUUGUACAACCUACAGGGACGCUGCUCUUCUACCUUUGAACGAGAUUGACGAAUCUACGAAUUUUCCGACUCUGGAGGAAGCUGAGAAGAUGGCUAGUGGGAACGCACAAGUUGUCGCGCGAAGUCACAGGAUCGAUUGGCUUUCGGAAGGAUCAUCUGCUUCGAAGAUUUCGUGUGCACAAGAUGAAGAAGAAAAAGAAGAUAUGGCAAAGUUAUUCGAUGACGAUUUUGAGAAAGAUAUUAAUGAGAAAGAUACAUUAAUUUUCCAGCAUAAGAUACCACAAGAAUUAUUGUCCAGAUUAUUGCCGCCUCAAAGAGAGGUGGUUGAUCCAAUAUAUUCUGCAAACGAAGACGGCAGUCUUAUCAAAACCCCAACGGAAGUCUUCGACGCACUACGCAUGUUUGGCCAUGAAAAUUUUAGGAUCGGCCAAGAGAAAGCAAUAAUGAGAAUUUUGUCCGGCCAGUCUACUCUGGUAAUGCUAUCGACGGGCUCUGGGAAAUCCUUAUGCUACCAAUUGCCGGCGUAUCUAUACUCCCAGCAUUCCCGCUGUAUUACUCUAGUAAUAUCGCCCUUAGUAUCCCUGAUGGACGAUCAAGUAAUGGGCAUGCCUAAGGUUCUGUCCGCUGCAUGUUUGCAUACCAAUCAGACACCGAAGGUAAGAGAGCAGGUAAUGCAAUCGGUCAGGGACGGUAAAGUGAACAUUCUUCUGGUGUCACCGGAGGCGGUGGUAGCUGGUGAAAAAUCUACCGGUUUCGGUGCCCUCCUCAGGCAAUUACCACCAAUUGCGUUUGCCUGCAUCGACGAAGUUCACUGUAUUUCUCAAUGGUCGCACAAUUUUCGACCUUCUUAUCUGAUGGUCUGUCGGGUGCUUAAAGAGAAACUGCACGUGAAGACGAUAUUGGGACUCACGGCGACUGUCACAAAGACCACCGCAGCAAGUAUAGUGAAGCAUCUAGAUUUACACGACAGUAUGGCCGGCGUUAUAUCGGACGUGCCUUUGCCUAAAAAUCUCGUCUUAACAGUGUCCAAGGAUGAGAACAAGGACCACGCGUUGAUCGCGCUAUUGAAAAGCGACAGAUUCCGCGAGCUUGACUGUGUAAUAGUUUACUGUAUUCGUAGAGAAGAAUGUGAGAGGAUCGCAGCCUUGUUAAGAGUGUCACUGCAGGAUCCGCGAAAUCCUGGGAAGCCAAAAGCGAAGAUAUCCAUGAUAGCUGAGGCUUAUCAUGCCGGUAUGACGGCUCACAAGCGCAAAAUUGUGCAAAAAGAGUUUAUGAGUGGUAAAAUUAAAAUUGUGGUUGCCACCGUUGCAUUCGGAAUGGGCAUCAAUAAAUUGGACAUUCGGGCCAUCAUUCAUUACAAUAUGCCCGGUACUUUCGAAGGAUAUGUGCAAGAGAUCGGCCGUAGCGGAAGAGACAAUAUCACAGCGCAUUGUCAUUUGUUCUUGAAUCCUACGCAAAAUAGUGAUAAAUGGGAAUUGCGUAAACACAUACAUGCGAACGGUGUCGAUAGGCAUACGAUCAGACAUCUCCUGCAAAGAAUCUUCAUUCCCUGCUCUUGCAAAAAAAUCAGUGAAAAAAAUUCCAGUUGGAAGUGUCCUGGUCACGAAGUCGCUUUUCCAAUCGACGAGAUCGUUCAAGAUCUCGAUAUUACACAAGAAACAAUUUCGACAUUAUUAUGCUAUCUCGAACUACACUCGAAGAGGUUCAUUACCGUGUUAUCGUCUGUAUAUGUUCGAGCGCGGGUUUCCAGCUACAAUGGACCACAAGCUCUUAAACAAGCCGCGCAAUCUUCUCCACCAUUGGCAAUGGCGAUAGCGUUGGACAUGCAGAAGGGGAUUUCACAUGAGGAUAGUAACAUUAUUGAAUUUUCGGUUAUUGAUAUCGCAUCGGCCAUCGGUUGGGAUAGUGGAGUAGUAAAAAGCCAUCUCAAAACGUUGGAAUGGACGGCAGGAGCUGAUGGGAAGACAAAACGCUCGGCUAUAUCGGUGCAAUACGAUAAACUCGGCUUACGGGUGAAAGCGCCGGGUGAUUUGACCGACACGGAAUUGGAUGAGGCGCUUGAAGCACUGAUCGCCCGUACUCGCUCCCAGGAAUCUUCGUGUUUACAGCAGCUUGAGCUCAUAUCCUUGGCGUUCGAUAAGAUCAGCGUACCGACAAUCAAGAAUUGUUUGAUUUUGGACGAUGAUGUCAUGAAGAGAUCGGAAGAACUCAAAAAUAUUAUCAGAGAAUAUUUUCAAACGGAUUUUCCUUUAAACAAUGUUGAUACCGUAUUCCAGGAUAAGGUGGCAAAUGAGGAGCACAUUGCCGCUAAUGUGCGUAAUUUAAUAAUACGUUAUAGAGAUACGAAAUUCACCGGUCGCGCCGUGGCUCGCAUCUUUCAUGGAAUACAGAGUCCGAAUUAUCCUGCAUUGAUUUGGAGCAAGUGUGGUUUUUGGAGGGUACAUAUUGCUGUAGAUUUCAACAUUAUUUGUAAAAUUGCAACCAGAGAAAUUCUAGCAUUACGAUAACGAUAUUGAUUAAUCGAAUAGUAACAUACUUGACACGCAUACUCAAAUCUUUCUUAUUAACUUUAUCAUUUUAAGUUUUAUCGAAAUAAAUUUUCAUAAUGCAAUAAAAAUCGAGAGAUUGAUGUUAUGAAAAAGAUUAUUUCUCUUUAAAAACUAACAUGGUCUCAAUAUAUUCGAUUUGAUUAAUUCAUCGAAUUUAUCAAAGUCAGUAGUCGUGUACAUAAAAUGCACAUUUAAAAGAUAACAUGGCAACUAGUUUUAUGUUGGAGAUAUUGUGUACAAAGAAACUUUAAAGAAAAAAAUAAAAUGUGCUUUUUUUGUGCAAAACAAAGUACAUUUAAAAUUGAUAUAGCAAUUAAAUUUAUUUGUUGAAUCUUGAUUUAAGGAAUUUUAAUAUAAACUUUUCUACAAGAUUGUGUAAUAUCAGACAAGAAAUAAAAUACUUCUUUCUCAUAUCUGAUGUGUUAUACUUUUAAUUCUUAAUAAACAAACAUCAGUUACUUUUAAAAGUACAAGAUAUAUGAAACUUUAUAUUACUCUUAGAAAUACAAGUUUUGAAACUUAACAAGAAAAUAGAUUAUCAACUUGUGCGUUUGUUACAUAUAAUCUCCUCCUCCCCUUCACCUAUAGAAUAUAUAUAUAUAUAUAUAUAUAUAUAUAUAUAUAUAUAUAUAUAUAUACAUACAUAUAUAUAUAUAUAUAUAUAUAUAUAUAUAUA